UCUUUGAUAGAUCCCGUCCAUGAGCGGAAGUGUCUGGGAUCCUGCUCCUCUCUUGAAAUCAGUCGUUUGCAAAGGGAGGCGGAGGCGAACACCGUCUGCAUUUAUUCUCUCCAUCACCAUCACCAUCACCAUCGAGCACCAGUUAAUGUCUACGCAGUCGACGUGAACGCGUGCCUGGACACAGGAGAGGAUUAAGUUACUGCUGCUGCUGGAGGCGGAGGAUUAUUUUAUUGGCCUCCUCUUGUCACGCCCGAGAUCUUUGGUGAUCCCUUUUUUUCCCCAAUUAGGAGAAGGUCGAAAAGCCAGACAUGUCUUUCCGGCGAGGUGUGGUCAGGCAGAGCAAAUUCCGCCACGUCUUCGCCCAGGCAUGGAAAGCCGAACACUGCAUCGACGAUGUCCGAGUGUCCCGCGUGACGUGGGACACUCCCCUCUGCGCGGUCAACCCCAAGUUCAUCGCUGUUAUCAUCGAAGCCGGCGGAGGAGGGGCCUUCCUCGUUGUUCCGAUCAGCAAGAGCGGCAGAAUUGAUCAGUCCUGUCCCACAGUGUGCGGCCAUGCAGCACCGGUGCUGGACAUCCAGUGGUCUCCUCAUGACGACAACAUCAUUGCAAGUGCCUCAGAGGACUGCACAGUGAAGGUGUGGCAGAUUCCAGACGGGGGCCUGACGAGCCCAAUGACGGAGCCCAUUGUGACCCUGGAGGGACACAGUAAAAGAGUGGGAAUCCUGGCUUGGCACCCAACUGCCUUCAAUAUCCUCCUGACUGCAGGCUGCGAUAAUAUGAUUUGUGUGUGGAACGUGGGCACGGGGGAGCUCGUGUACCAGAUGGGAGAUGCCCACCCGGACAUGAUCUACAGCGUCUGCUGGAACAAGGACGGCAGUGCUGUCUGUACCGUCUGCAAGGACAAGGCUCUGCGUGUCAUCGACCCGCGACGGGGCACCGUCCUCAAGGUUAAAGAGAAGGUCCAUGAUGGCACCAGACCUAUGAGAGCUGUGUUCCUCUCAGAUGGGAAGAUCCUGACCACAGGCUUUAGUCGUAUGAGUGAGAGACAGAUGGCAUUGUGGGAUACGAAGGAUCUCUCUGAGCCAGUGGCGGUACAGGAGAUGGAUACCAGUAAUGGGGUUCUUUUACCCUUUUAUGACCCUGACACAAACAUGGUCUACCUGUGUGGAAAGGGGGACUGCACCAUCCGGUAUUUUGAAGUGACAGACGAAUCCCCGUAUGUUCACUUCCUCAGCUUACACAGCAGCAAGGAGCCUCAGAAAGGGGCAGGCUUUCUUAGUAAAAGAGGUGUCGAUGUCAACAAGUGUGAAAUUGCCAGGUUCUACAAACUGCAUGAAAGGAAAGUGGAACCCAUUUCUAUGACUGUACCACGAAAGUCAGAUCUGUUUCAGGGAGACCUUUACCCGGACACGGCUGGCUCGGAGCCGGCUCUCCUGGCCGAUGAAUGGAUCGCUGGGCAGGAUGCACCGCCCCUGCUGGUCUCUCUGAGCGGUGGGUACUCAGCCCAUCCAUCCAAGCACAGAGACAACCUGAGAGGCAAACCAAAGCUCGCCUCGCAGGACUCUGGGACUGGGGCCGCCCCGCCUUCAGCAGGCAAUGCAGCAGCUCCCACAUCUACAUCUACAUCUUGCUCUGCCGCCAAGGAGACGGAAGAAGAGGUGCCACAGCCACGAGUAGCCACGAGGGAGACGGAUGGAAAUACUGAGAGGCCGAAGAAAGAGGACGAUUUGUUGAACGAGUUGUUAGCAGAAAUGAAGGCCCUGCGUGCUGUCGUCCUCGCUCAGAGCCAGAGAAUCGAGCUGCUGGAGAGGCAGCUGGCUCGGAUCGAGGAUGGGGACGUAUGAGCAAGGCGCAGGACCACUACAUUCCGAGGGCAUUCUUACUAAAUCCAUAGACCAUAGCCUUACUAGAAUCAACAGUACCUUAAGCUGUGCGAGUGGAAGAAUGUAGUGAAGGGUAGCGGCUAACUGUGAAUCACGGUGGCUUACAACGAGACCACAAUUUGUUUCUGUGAUUGUUUUCCAGACUGUGGCGGACAGCGGGGUGUCAUCUGUAUAGAGUGAUUUCUGACAGUAAGAUAAUGUUUUGUUUUUCAUAUGAAGGAGUGUUGUAGCAGCUGUUUGGUGGUGCAUCCAGUGCAGCUUUGAGCUUUGCAAAAUCCCCACGCUAAUUUUGAAGGGCUUUGGAGGCGUCACAAUGGCACGAUUGCCUCAAAGUUAAUGCACAAAGUAGUGAUUAAAAAAGCAUUUAAUGAAGGUUGACAUACUAUAGCAACGCGAUUAAGUACCUCCAAUAUGAUUUCUCUCUCUAAAGCACUCACAAAUGUAACCAUUAGGGCUAUUUAAUCAGGUAGUUAAAGCUGCUAAACUGUGAUGUCAUAUCGGACCCCCCAAUUGUUCUUCAUUGUGUGACUUGUUUGCUUCAUUAUAGGACGCCACGUGUAAAGUUAACGGUAGGGAAAUCUUUUGGUACACAAAUCAUGACCUUGACAGUGAGAAUUAUGUGACUGAUAGCUGAUGAGAGUGUAGUUGAAUUUGUAUGUGUAUCGUAAUUCUGUGUAGUCUUUGCAGUCAAUGAAAAGGUAGCACUUGUGAUUUUGUACCUCAUGUUAUCAGGAGAGAGCUGCGGCUUUGCGGAGUUUCCUGUAAUAUCACAAGACCAGAUAUUUGUCCACAUUAUCAUCAAGAUAUAAAUACAGCAGAGCCUUUUUUCUUUUUUUGACGUGUGGUAAGGCUGCCCCCUAAAGAACCAGGAUCUCGGGUUUAGUCGGCAUCUUUUCAGAGCUCUAAGCUAAAAUGAGAGUUGUUCGGUGGACACAGGAUAUAAGUUGUGCUCCAUACAGUACAUCCAAAUAUAACUUAACACUAUUUACAGUGCAGUCUCACCAAAACACACUAGAUUUAUUCAGAAAAGUGUUUGCAGCCACGAGAAAGAUGAAGUUAUGGUGAAAUUGGAAACAUUUUCUACAGUGUGCAUUUAUAUUGGUGUUAAAAGAUGGAAAGAUCUUUUAGGUUUUUUUAUUUUAGUUUUGUGUUUUUUGCCAGUACAUUUAGAGGCAUUUUUUCUGUUACUUCUUCAUAAGUCGAUGAUCGUGUAACAAUGGUACAUUCCACAUCAAGCUUAUCCCUUUAUUACUUAAGUGAUUUCUAUUUCUUUAUGCACUGACCUCUUAACACUAACUGCAAAACCAGUAGCAGGUUAAAUGAGACCACAUUGUGAAAACUCAAUAAACAUUCAUUCCUCCUU
Messenger RNA from Sebastes umbrosus (honeycomb rockfish), 3246 nucleotides. RefSeq names its product coronin, actin binding protein, 1B (gene coro1b). Bases 309 to 1844 code for a protein of 511 amino acids. Gene Ontology annotation, biological process: actin filament organization; cell migration. The transcript has 12 exons. Gene Ontology annotation, molecular function: actin filament binding. NCBI's taxonomy places the organism in Eukaryota, Metazoa, Chordata, Actinopteri, Perciformes, Sebastidae. The record is from RefSeq and is a predicted model, not a curated record.